This is a messenger RNA of Trachemys scripta elegans, 2633 nucleotides long. RefSeq lists its product as uncharacterized. Bases 1 to 1149 code for a protein of 382 amino acids. Lineage: Eukaryota; Metazoa; Chordata; Testudines; Emydidae. The record is from RefSeq and is a predicted model, not a curated record. The transcript is spliced from 10 exons.
AUGCUGCUUUUCGGCAGCAUUUCGGCAGAUUCUUGUCCGCUGGCCAGUACGCGGGCGCACAUAGAUGCCACGGCGGGCGCCAUGUCGCCCACGGGCACCAUGUUAGGGACCACUGACCUAGAGCAAGGACCCCCUAGGGACUCAGAAAACAAGGAGGAGGAGGAAUGGGUGGACAUGGCCACAGAGGAGGCUGCUCUCAAGGAGGAGGCCCAGCAGCUCAUGUUCCUGCAUGCCAGCCACCCUGCGUGUCUCGCUGCACAGCAGAGAGGACAGGACACGCUGGAGCUGCACUGCUGCAAGGCGGCUGUGGUGGAGAGGAUUGUGGUUGUUGAGCUCAUUGAGGAGCUGCCUGAUAAUUCUCCACCCGGCGCCGUUCUCGCUAACUCCCUGAUUGCUGUGGGCAACCUCAGGGGCCCCCUUACCUGCCUUCCAUAUAACAGUUCGAAAGGCGAAAACCUGGUAGAUUCCUGGGUUUUGACAGUGUUUUCACUUUGGCUCCAUAAUGCAAUAUCUUUCACCUUCCAGGAAUUAAAGAAUUUGGCUUCCAAGCAUCCAAACCUUGUGAUAUUGCAGCUAGAAGCUACAGACCCCACGAGCAUCCAGGCCUCUGCAGAGAAAGCUGAGGCCCAUCUGGGAGGAUCUGGCCUGAAUUUGCUGAUAAAUAAUGCUGGCGUUAUGCCAGAGAGCACUCUGGAGUCAGCAACUGCUGCAGAUAUGUUGGCCGUGUAUAAAAUCAACGUUGUGGGACCAAUGUUGGUGACCCAGGCGUUCCUGCCCUUGUUGAAGAAGGCUGCGCAGGAGAGCACCCAGACAGGGCUCAGCUGCAGCAAGGCGGCCAUUAUCAACGUGUCCACUAUAGGGGGCUCCAUCGGGAACACCCCCAGCAUGGCCACCUUUCCAGUCAUCUCCUACCGCUGCAGCAAGGCUGCUCUGAACAUGCUCACGAGGUGCCAGUCGGUGAGAUACAAGGAAGACGGGAUCCUGUGCACUGCGCUGCAUCCGGGCUGGGUGAAAACAGAGCUGGGAACUGCCAAGGCAGAGCUGACGGUGGAGGACAGCGUGCAGGGGAUUCUGAAGGUGCUCUCCACCCUCUCUGAGAAACACCAUGGGAUUGUAGUGGACUGGACAGGAAGAAAUGUGCCAUGGUGAGAGCCUGGCCUACAGGAAUGAUUUCACCAGCAGUGUGCACAGGACACUCCAGCACCCGUCUGCAUCUCAUGAAUAAACAUCUCUGCCUGAACUAGCGCUGUUACUGAGUCUCUCCCCUCACAGGACUCUUUUGGGUUAUGGAUUCAGGAUACCUCCUUUAAAGGAAAGCAUUGCCUCAUAGUUAGAGGGGAGACAGCUCUGCCACUGACUUACUGGGCCCUUGGGCACAUCACUUAGUCUUAGUUUCCCCUAAUGCUGCCUGAUCCUUGUGUAGCAGUUGGAGAGCCUCUGAUGAGACAUAUUAAAAGCAAAGUAUUACAAUAGCUGUUAUAGAUACAAAAUUAACUGCACCAUCCAGCUGAGCUUACUUGAAUAACAGACUCCAGGCACGGGGUAGGUAGCGUGGAUUUCCCUAGACAACAGAAAUUGGGCUUUAACAAAGAAAUUAGUCUAAUUCUCUAUCUGUAUUAGCUCACUAAGAAAACAAAAGGAACAUGAAACACAUGAAUGUGAAGCACCAAUAUCCACCCUCCUAUCCCUCCACAAAGAGGAUGUAAACAGGCUGUUUCACAGCGAUAGUUAAAGAGUUUAUUGGUAAACAGCAACACCAGCAUUAGAAGUGUCGGCAGAAAAAUUAAAUGUACCUUUACAUUAUUGCUGUUCAUUAUACAAAGAUAUGUUCAUAUUGACUAUAGUAAUUAGUGAAAUACAAAGGGAGGCUGACGUGAAUCAAACCAGCACACUGUAUGUGCACACAUGAACAGCAGGACCAUGAACCUCUGCUCCAGACAUGAAAUAACUCCAGUGCAGAAGGCCUCUUGCCAGGCUCUUUGUUCCACCUACGCCUUUGAUUAGGCCCUCUGGACUAGGGUGAAAUGCACCUUCAACAGUCAGUUGACAGCACCUGUCCUCUCACAUUUUUGGUCAUUUUGCCCCAUGAUGCAGUGGGAACUGCACUGCACCAAAACAAACCUGUGUCAUUUUAACAGCCCCAUGCAACAGCUGCACAGAUCUUUGAUAAGAGGUUGGUGACAAAGAGUUACUUUCUCCUGGGCAUGACCUGUUCUUGCACUGUCUUCAUUGGCUCUUGGGAUCCUUUUCAAAAUUAAUCAGACACAAACUAGAGAAGGCGGUGAGACUGCUGGAGCCUUGCAAACGUGGAGUCACAUUCUGCAAGGUGCAGAGCUUUCAGGGGCGCAGCUGCUCAUGAGUUUAGGUCCAUUCGCUCUUUCAGUUAAGGAGUUCCUCGCUCUCUCACCACCUCCCUCCAUCUCUACCCUCACCCCCAAUGCUUUUAUAUACUGGCUGAGGGCCAAAUUCUCAGAUGGUGUAAAUUAGCUUAGCCUGAUUCAUUUCAAUGACACUAUGCCCAUUUGCACCAGCUGAAGAUUAACUGUGAGAUUCUUCUACUGGUUUAGGUUACUUUAAAAGGACAUUAAGAAGCAGCUGAGUAAGCAGAUUUGAUGAGGGUGGGGAGGGAAAAG